Falco peregrinus (peregrine falcon) is the source of this 1759-nucleotide messenger RNA. RefSeq names its product inner mitochondrial membrane peptidase subunit 2 (gene IMMP2L). Gene Ontology annotation, molecular function: serine-type endopeptidase activity. NCBI's taxonomy places the organism in Eukaryota, Metazoa, Chordata, Aves, Falconiformes, Falconidae. Bases 481 to 834 code for a protein of 117 amino acids. Gene Ontology annotation, cellular component: membrane; mitochondrial inner membrane peptidase complex. The record is from RefSeq and is a predicted model, not a curated record. The transcript is spliced from 4 exons. Gene Ontology annotation, biological process: mitochondrial respiratory chain complex assembly.
UGUGUAUUUGCAUCUCCAUCGUUGGUGAAGGAAAUCACAGCUGCUGAAUCCAACGGCCUCAGGUUCUGGGGGGCUCUUACACAAGCUAUACAAAACAAUGCUUAAAAGAGACCAGCCCAAGCGCGUUAUGUUUUGUGAAGAGCCCAGUCUGCCGCAUGUCUGACACAAGGUGAACCCGUCAGGCCGCGGCACCUGCAGGGCACGGCACCGAGCGUGCCGGGCACAACGGCUCCGUGCAAGCCCUGCAGCCCAGCGGCCCUCACAGCGCGCCGGGGGCUCUGCGGCGCCACCGCGGCCCGGCCGCCGCGCCGGGCACAGCCCCGGGCCGCCGUCCCGGACGAGCAGCCGGCCCUGCCCCGGCGCGGCCCGCAGCCCCCUCACGCCGCGCCCGGCGCCUCCGCAGCAGUUAGCCCACGUGACCGCGCGCCUCGCCUGCGGCCGACGUGCUGCCGGCCCGCCCCACGCCGGAGGGAGGACAGGAUGAUGGCACAGGCUCAGGGUUUGGGGAAGAGAUACAUUAAAGCCUUUUUUAAAGGUUUCUUUGUUGCUGUUCCUGUAACCGUGACUUUCCUGGAUAGAGUUGCCUGUGUAGCAAGAGUGGAAGGAGCAUCAAUGCAGCCUUCUUUGAAUCCUGGGGGAAGACAAGCAUCUGAUGUAGUACUCUUAAACCACUGGAGCAUUCGAAAUUAUGAUGUACAACGUGGGGACAUAGUGUCAUUGGUGUGUAGAAUAAAAGAAUAUUUCUGCAGUAGUAUGAACAUCCAUGAUGGCUUACAAGAUCAUAGAACAGAAUAUCUCAAGUUGGAAGGAGCCCAAAAGGUUCAUCAAGUCUAACUCCCUGCUUCUUGCAGGACAGCCUAAAACUAAAUCAUAUGACUGUCUUACACAUCGUUUGAUACAGUACACAAAAGAGGCAAAGUAGUGAAAUGCACAGGAAAAAAGUUAUAGAAUCAUGUGAGUUGCAAAACAUUUUUGUUGGUCAUUUUAUUUAUAAUAAUAUUAUUGUGUGACUCUGAUAUAUAAUGUUGACAAAGAAGGUAAGAAAGUACGGAUUGCUGAUGUAUUCUGGUCCCGCUUGAAAACAGCAAAACCUAGAAUCAAGUUAUGCAGUAUGACUUUGCUUAUGCCAGCUGGUUGUAUUGAUUAUAUGUGUGUCUGUGUUUAUGUAAUUAAUUUCUAACCUUGAGGUGUGUACGAACCAUUCUGAACUGAGACGUGAGCUGCAAUUUACUGUAACAAAAUAAACCUCAUGUAAAUUGAUAUCUUGCACUCAACGCUAUAAACUGUAAUUGAAGUUCAGUUUCCUUGAAGAAUGUAGCAUCACAGAGAUAAAUGUGUUGGAAAAUAAGCAUUUAACUUGGUGAUACUUUGAACUUUGGGAAUGCAUUGAUUCCCUUUCUUCAUUAAUGUACUGAUAAUAGUAAAGAUGUACUGAAAACACUAAAUAAAGACUAAAUUAAAAUACUUUUACUAACAGUGAUUUUCAGAAUUUUUAUUAAUGUGUUCCAGUGCUUUAAAGCUAAGUGCUUUGUACCAUCUGGAUUUUAUGUGAAAGUUUUGCAUUUCAAAUGUUCAGUUUUAAAGGCACUAACACGAAGGACAAAGAGAGCCUGAAGGUUAUUUGGCCUGUUCCUUUGAGUGGUAUUUAAAGUAUCUGAGUUUUACAUACACAGAGGUUUUCAUGCAAAUGUAGGUAUCUUUCUUAAAAAUAAAGUUAUUUCAAAUAAUGUAGUCAGCAUUAUCUGUUAAGCAAAAAUAC